This is a messenger RNA of Rhagoletis pomonella (apple maggot), 1225 nucleotides long. Its product is annotated as activating signal cointegrator 1 complex subunit 1. Lineage: Eukaryota; Metazoa; Arthropoda; Insecta; Diptera; Tephritidae. Gene Ontology annotation, molecular function: RNA binding. Gene Ontology annotation, cellular component: nucleus. Gene Ontology annotation, biological process: regulation of DNA-templated transcription; DNA alkylation repair. The record is from RefSeq and is a predicted model, not a curated record.
UUUAAGCGCUUCAAAUAAGUGGAUUAGCAAAAAGUCUUUUUGAUAAAAAUAAAAUGAGCCGUGAAAUAUUGGCACCACCUCUACAACGUAUGGACAACAACCGUUGCUAUCGCGUGAAUUUAAUACACGAAGAUUUCGGAAACCAACUAGCGGACAUGCAGCGCCAACGCCAUCAACAAGACACGAAACCGACGGGAAACGCUUAUAUGGAGCAGGACUUGUACGACGAGGACGAUGAUGAUGAACACGAUGAGGGAGGUGAUUUUAACUUAGAAGAAUUGCCAAACGGCCAUUACAAACUGACUAUGCAUGUGGCGCCGAGCUUUUAUGGUGGCUUGAUCGGGUUCAAAGGCACCACCAAACGACGUAUAGAAUCUGAAACUCAAACCGAUAUUUAUAUACCCCGUAGUAGGGAGGGUGGACAGAAACAAGCCGAUGAUGUUACGAUUAAAGGAAAAACUCGAAGUACCGUCAUGGCGGCACGCAGAAAAAUAAAUCUGUUAUUAAUUUCAUUGCGAAAACGUAUGCGGCCGACACACUUCACCUGUGUGCCGUUAAAUUAUGGCGAAGUAAAGGAGAGAUUCAUUGCAAUGAAGAAGCAAAUACUGGCUCUCAAUUUGCCUGGUAUUGAUGAAAAUCUUUUCCAAUCUGAUGAUUGUAUUCAUUUAACAUUGAUUACCUGUGUACUACUGGACGACGCUGAACGAGCUAGAGCCGUAGAGGUUCUGCAAAGUUGCAAGUCUUUCCUUGCCGAUCUGCAGACGCCGUUCCAAAUACAGGUGCGCGGUUUGGAAAUUAUGAAUGACGAUCCAAGCUCUGUACGCGUAUUGUACGCUCGCAUUGAUGCACCAGAAUUAAAAAAGUUUGGUGAUAUGUCUAUGCAACCUUUUCUACGCAGUGGUUUGGGUUUCGAUGAUCAUGAACGCGGUGGAGUAAAGCUACACAUGACCAUAAUGAAUAGUCGUCACCGUAAGCAAAUUGAUGCUAAAGCGGCUGAUUCUUUCGAUGCACGUGAAAUACUAAAACGAUUUGGUGAUUAUAAUUUUGGUAAAGUAGAAUGCAGUGAAGUGCAUUUGUGUGUAAUGCAUCAUACAUCGGGCGACGAACGAGGAGCAUUUUAUAGAAUCACAGGAAGUUUAAAAUUCUAAUGCGGGAUUGGUGAAUUUUGAGUGUAAAGAAUGCAAUAUGCUAAUAAAGUAUAGUACCAUUUGUAAUAAAACUGAAA